AUGUUGCACACCAUCGCCCUACUAACGGCUCUCGCAGCCACCGCCACAGCGCACUGUACGCGUCCCCUCCUAAAAGAAGCAGUCGACGCGUACAUCCUCGCCCAAACAACCGGCCAACCCGCCCCCUUCACUACCCACUUCGACAACAGCACCUGGCUCGGCUAUCGUGAGAACGCUCUCAAAUUAAACAUCACGACCUCCAUCCUCGCCACACCCCUGCCCAUCACGCACACGCGCUCCUUCUACGACACCUCCUCGUGCGCCACCUUCACAGAGGUCGUCGUAAACAGCACCACCACCACCCCCUACGUCAUCGGCACGCAGCUCCGCUUCACAAACCACAAAAUCAACAAGGUCGAUUCUAUCGUCACGAAGCCGGGCGACUGGCUGUUCAACGUCACGGGAUACGCGUACUGGACUGCGCAGGAAAACUGGGAUACCAUCCCCGAAGAAAAACGCGACUCACAGCUCACCAUCCGCAAAGCCGCGGACGCAUAUCUCGACCUCUUCAACAACAAGAACGUUACGGUACCGUGGGGCACGCCGUGCGUGCGGCUCGAGGGCGGCCUGUACGGGGAUGCGGGACCAAAUGGGACGUGUGCUGUCGGUGUGCCCUCAGGGGUGCCGAUGACAAAUCGGCGGUAUGUCAUUGAUGAGACGAUGGGGAGUGUGGAUGUGCUACUGGAUUUUGGGGCGAGUGGGUGGCCGGAUAGUCAUUUGUUUCGGGUAGAAGGGGGGAAGCUGAGAACAAUGUGCGUGUAG
Molecule: messenger RNA, 762 nt
Organism: Paraphaeosphaeria sporulosa
Lineage: Eukaryota; Fungi; Ascomycota; Dothideomycetes; Pleosporales; Didymosphaeriaceae
Exons: 2
Coding region: 1-762 (253 amino acids)
Source: RefSeq, a predicted model, not a curated record